This is a messenger RNA of Miniopterus natalensis, 1885 nucleotides long. Lineage: Eukaryota; Metazoa; Chordata; Mammalia; Chiroptera; Miniopteridae. The record is from RefSeq and is a predicted model, not a curated record.
AAAGAGACUACCCACAACAAAUGUUCGCCAAGAUGUACAGUGGCUGAAACUCUCAUUCAUUGCCAGCGGCAUUUUCAAACGAUAUGGACACUUAUUUUUAUCAACUUUGACUUUCAGACUUUCUUUCUUGGAAUUAUCCUGCUUCCAGUUCGUGCCUUAUUGCUGGCAUUAGUUUUAUUACUGGCAUGGCCAUUUGCUGCAGUUUCAACAGUAUGCUGUCCUGAAAAGCUGACCCAUCCAUUGACCGGUUGGAGGAGGAAAAUUACUCAGCCAGUUUUGAAGUUUCUGGGCCGUGCCAUGUUCUUUUCCAUGGGGUUUGUAGUUACCGUGAAAGGAAAGAUCGCAAGUCCUACGGAGGCGCCGAUUUUCGUUGCUGCCCCCCACUCGUCAUUCUUUGAUGGCAUCGCCUGUGUCGCAGCUGGGUUGCCGUCCAUGGUUUCUCGGAAUGAGAAUGCGCAGGUGCCUCUGAUUGGCAGACUGUUACGGGCUUUGCAGCCAGUGCUGGUAUCCCGCAUAGACCCGGACUCCCGAAAAAACACAAUAAAUGAAAUAAUAAGGCGAGCAACAUCAGGAGGGGAGUGGCCCCAGAUACUAGUUUUCCCAGAAGGUACUUGUACUAAUCGCUCCUGUUUGAUUACUUUUAAACCAGGAGCCUUCAUUCCAGGAGUUCCCGUGCAGCCAAUCCUCCUGCGGUACCCAAACGAGCUGGAUACUGUGACUUGGACAUGGCAAGGAUAUACAUUCUUUCAGCUUUGUGUGCUCACCUUCUGCCAGCCCUUCACGAAGGUGGAAGUUGAGUUUAUGCCUGUUCAGGUGCCGAAUGCUGAAGAAAAAAGAGAUCCUGUCCUUUUUGCUGGCAGAGUCCGGAAUCUGAUGGCAGAGGCUCUGGGAAUCCCCGUGACUGAUCACACGUAUGAAGACUGCAGGCUGAUGAUCUCGGCAGGACAGCUGACGCUGCCGAUGGAAGCUGGGCUGGUGGAAUUCACCAAAAUCAGCCGGAAGUUGAAGUUGGAUUGGGACGGCGUCCGCAAGCACUUGGAUGAGUACGCCGCGAUCGCGAGCGCCUCCAAAGGAGGAAGGAUUGGAAUCGAGGAAUUUGCAGAGUAUUUGAAGUUUCCCGUUUCUGAUGUGCUGAGACAACUGUUUGCGCUCUUCGACAGGAACCACGAUGGCAGCAUUGACUUCCGGGAGUACGUGAUCGGCCUGGCUGUCUUGUGCAACCCCGCCAACACCGAGGAGAUCAUCCAGGUGGCAUUUAAGCUCUUUGAUGUUGAUGAGGACGGCUACAUCACAGAGGAAGAGUUCUCCACCAUUCUGCAGGCUUCCCUCGGAGUGCCUGACCUUGAUGUUUCUGGCCUCUUCAAGGAAAUAGCCCACGGGGAUUCUGUGUCCUAUGAGGAAUUUAAAAGUUUUGCCCUAAGGCAUCCGGAAUAUGCGAGGAUAUUUACAACGUACUUAGACCUCCAGGCGGGCCAUGUGUUUUCACUGCCAGAGGAAGGCCCCGCAGCUCCCUUCGUGGCAAGUAACAAAGUCAGCCCUGAAAGUCACGACGACAGUCCCUCAGACAAGAAAGAUGACUGAACGCAGGAAGGGGAAGGAGGGGCUUUGACUCGAGAUUGUGAAGACAUUUAUCGAUACCACUGUAAAUAUGAUUUAUUGAAUAAUGAUGAUGUGUAAAAUGGAAGGCUUUGCCUUGGCUGGGUGGCUCAGUUGGUGGAAGGCCACCCUGUGCAUCAAAAGGUUGUGGGUUCGAUUCCUAGUCCGAGCACAUACCUAGGUUGCGAGUUCAAUCCCGAGUCGGGGUGUGUGCUGGGAGCAACCUAUCAAUGUUUCUCUCUCACACUGAUCUCUCUCUCUCGCUCUCAAAUCAAUAAAUACAUAUCCU